GUGACACCACGGAUUCCAAAAGAGGCAGCCCUAAUAUAAAAAUGAUAAUGGACGUAAACCCGAGACCCGAAGACGCCCGCAAUUUAACUUUCUCUGCGUGUGAAUAUACCGCUUGCGCCAUGACGUCAAAUCCUUUAGAAGCUGACCUGCUGAUGUUCAACGGCCUUCGAAUGGAAGGGCUUACUCUCCCACAAAGACCGACAGGCCAAAUAUGGCUCAUGUACACAAGAGAACCACCUUCUGCCAGGAAAGUUCAAGAUCUGAAACGAAUUGAUUUAAGAAACCAGUUUAACUGGAGUCGUACUGUACUCGGUGACUCCACUUUCCAAAUUGUGUACGGGGUUAUUGGAGAGAGAACGGCUCCUGUGAAGGAUUACGGAGCUAUUUUCCAGCGAAAGAAACACGUCGUUGCAUGGUUUGUUAGCAAGUGCAGGACGUUUUCCAAACGUGAAGACUACGUCAGACGUCUGAGCUCAUAUGUCAGCGUGCAUGUCUACGGACUGUGUGGGAAUCGAACGUGUGGUUCACGAGGCUACGAAAUGGGUGGUAGCAAAACUAAGUGUCUCGAGAUGAUUUCUAAAUCCUACAAAUUCUACUUGUCGUUUGAGAACUCCUUUUGCCGAGAUUACAUCACUGAGAAGUUCUUCGCCAUGUUCAGCGACGUAGACGUGAUUCCUGUGGUCAGAGGGGGCGGUGAUUACAGAAAGCUGUUUCCUCCUGGGAUUUUCAUCAAUUCUGAUGACUUUCCUUCUCCAGAGAGUCUCGGGAAAUACCUGAAUGCAUUGGCUCGUGAUAAGUCGGCUUAUAUUAGAAUGCUUCAGAAUAAAAACAGGUAUACGUUAACAAGCGGGACCUAUUUCUCUUGUAACCUCUGCAAAGCUUUACAUUUGCAGUCACCUCAGAAUGUGUAUGAGGACAUAUACUCGUGGAUGCUACGUCCGAAUAACUGCUGGAGUCCCACGGAUUUACCAGAUAUUCAAAAUUAG
Molecule: messenger RNA, 986 nt
Organism: Candidula unifasciata
Lineage: Eukaryota; Metazoa; Mollusca; Gastropoda; Stylommatophora; Geomitridae
Source: the annotation of a GenBank genome assembly